Messenger RNA from Drosophila virilis, 5342 nucleotides. The record is from RefSeq and is a predicted model, not a curated record. Lineage: Eukaryota; Metazoa; Arthropoda; Insecta; Diptera; Drosophilidae.
UCCUGGCUCGUGGCACAGUGCGGACGUGUUUUUCAGCUCGGACGGAAACCUGCACGAAAACUGUUGGUCAAGAGAAUUGCAAGAAAACCGUUCUGCAGCAACAACAAAAAAAAAAACCAUAUAACUUAAUCAAUUAAAGCAAACGAUACAAAAAAAACCCAAAUGCAACGCAGCCAAUUAAAUAAAAAUCUGUUUAUCGUGAAUUAACUUGUGUGUCAGAGUUGGAGUGAGUGUGUGUGUGUACCUAGUCUUAAAAAUCCCCUGCCCUUAAUAAAGUGCAUUUAAAACGAAUCUAGUAGCAAAAACAGAGUAACUAUUAGCCUAAUAUAUAGCCAAACAUAAAUGUCUAUUGCCAAGCCUGUAUUUAAUCGAACUCUUAAAGCAAAGCAGAAGGUGCGGAAACAGCAGCAAAACCAAAGCCAAAAUCGAUAAAAAAAAAAAAAAAAUUCGAAAAUAAAAUCCCAACAUCUCCUCCAAUGGUCCAACACCUGUGCCAACAACAACAACAAUAAUCAAAUACCAUAGCUGCAAUUGGUCAAUGAGUUAUUAAACGUAAUUGAAAAAGCAAACACUGCCAGAGAACGAGCAAAACAUUCAACUCGGUUCCAAUCAAGUUAAACCACCGUUUCAAAUCUGAAGCUAAAUACUCUAUGAGCAGCAUUUAAAGGGCCUACAAGCAGUCACUAACUGGGUCAAUAGGCAGCAGCAGCAGCAGCAGCUACUGUUGCCAACUUUUUCGCCCUCAAAACCCUAGCCAGGGCUUCCUGGCAAAUACGGCCCUGGAACAUGAACUCCUCGAGUGGUGACGAUGAGGCGCCCAAGGAUCCGCGCACCGGCGGCGAGGACUUUACCCAACAAUUUACAGAAAACGAUUUCGAGGGACACCGCGCACACACCGUUUAUGUGGGCGUGCACGUGCCGGGAGGACGACGGCAUUCGCAGCGGCGCCGCAAGCAUCACCACAGCGGCGGCACAGGUGCAGCAGCAGGCGCAGCAGCUGCUGCUGGCGGCGCCGCUGGCGCUGGCAGAGACAGCAUCAGCGAUAAGCAACAGGAAGUGGAGCGUCCAGUGACGCCGCCCGCACAACGUGUACAGUUUAUAUUGGGCGAGGAUGUGGAUGAUGGUUCGCAUGUGUCGCAUCCUCUGUUCUCUGAGAUGGGCAUGCUGGUGAAGGAGGGCGAUGAGAUUGAGUGGAAGGAGACGGCACGCUGGAUUAAGUUCGAGGAGGAUGUGGAGGAGGGCGGCAAUCGCUGGUCCAAACCGCAUGUGGCCACGCUCUCGCUGCACUCGCUGUUUGAGCUGCGUGGUCUGCUCCUCAAUGGCAGCGUCAUGCUGGACAUGGAGGCCAAUAAUCUGGAGCUGGUUGCCGAUCUCGUCUGCGAUCAAAUGGUCAGCGGCGGCACGCUGCCCGCUAGCGUCAAGGACAAGGUAAAGGAUGCGCUACUGCGCCGACAUCGCCAUCAGCACGAGUAUGCAAAGAAGUCGCGAUUGCCCAUCAUACGUUCCCUGGCGGACAUGCGCAAUCAGUCGUCAUCAAAAACCGACAUGGGCGCUAUUGGCGUUACCACCUGGUUCCAUGCGGGCGCCUCGCCCUCGCAUGUCCCGUCUAGCCAACAAGGACAACAAUUACAGCAGCCAACGACGAUCCAAUUGCCAAUGGAAGAGCAGUCUGGCAACGCUUUAAUGGCUACCACGCCCCUAUCGCUGACCGCCAGCGAGCCUGGACCCCCUGGCAAUACCAAUGGCAGUACCAAUGCACUGGGAAUGGGAAUGGGUCGUUUUCUAACGGUGCCCGGCAAGCCCAGCAACAGAACGCUUGAGGACAUGAUUAAGAGUCCCAGCAGCCAUUCGAUGGCCAGACAGACCAGCGGCACAGAGCUGGCCGAGCAACAACACAAGGGCAAUACGCAUUUUAUGCGCAAAAUACCACCAGGAGCGGAGGCAAGCAACAUUCUAGUGGGCGAGGUGGACUUCCUAGAGCGCACACUCUCCUGUUUCAUACGUCUCAGCCAGGCGGCAGUCAUGGGCGAUCUCACCGAGGUGCCAGUGCCAACCAGAUUCAUUUUUAUACUACUGGGUCCGCCGGGCAGCCAGAGCAAUUUCCAUGAGAUUGGACGUGCCAUGGCCACGCUGAUGUCGGACGAGAUCUUCCAUGAAGUUGCGUAUAGAGCACGCAAGCGCGAUCACUUGCUCGCUGGCGUGGAUGAGUUUCUGGAUGCGGUUACAGUAUUACCACCCGGAGAAUGGGAUCCAACCAUACGGAUUGAGCCGCCGGCGGCUAUACCAUCGCAGGAGGUGCGUAAGCGACCGCCCGAGCUGCCCAAGGAGGAGAUCGACGAGGAGGAGGAGGAGCAACGUUUGCGCGAAGAGUCGGGUCUCUCGCGUACGGGUCGCCUAUUUGGCGGUCUGAUCAAUGAUAUUAAACGCAAGGCGCCCUGGUACUGGAGCGAUUACCGUGAUGCGCUGUCCAUGCAGUGCGUAGCUUCGUGGAUUUUCCUGUAUUUCGCCUGCUUGUCCCCCAUCAUUACGUUUGGUGGCCUGCUGUCGGAGGCCACGGGCAAGAAUAUGGCGGCAAUGGAGUCGCUGGUCUCCGGAUUUGUUUGCGGCAUGGGUUAUGGCUUCUUUUCUGGUCAGCCAUUAACAAUUUUAGGUUCCACCGGUCCAGUGCUAGUCUUCGAGUCGAUUGUCUAUGAGUUCUCGAUGGCUCAGGGUUGGGACUAUAUGACAUUCCGCUUCUGGAUCGGCAUGUGGGUCGCCGUCAUCUGUAUCGUCCUGACCGCAAUCGAUGCCAGCGCGCUCGUCUGCUAUAUAACACGCUUCACCGAGGAGAACUUUGCCACCCUUAUCGCGGUUAUCUUUGUCUACAAGGCCAUCGAGAAUGUGUUUGUCAUUGGCAAGACCUUCCCGGUCAAUCAGGGCAUCUAUGAUUGCAUCUGUACUCCGCCGCUGCACAGUAAUGCCAGCGUCCUUGACUUUGCCAAAUACAAAUGGGACUCCUGUGAGUCCUACAAUGGCACACUGAGUGGCACCGAUUGCGGCAGGCCACCCACCGAGAACGUCUUCCUUAUGUCCGUGGUUCUGUGCUCCGGUACAUUUAUCUUCUCCACCGUUCUCAAGGAAUUCAAGAACGCGCUGUUCUUCCCAUCGAUUGUGCGACAAUACAUAAGCGAUUUCUCCGUUCUGAUUGCCAUCUUUGCCAUGACCUUCUUUGACUACUCACUCGGCGUUCCCACACAGAAACUGGAGGUGCCUCACGAGCUGAAGCCCACGUUGAGCACACGCGGCUGGCUCAUACCGCCGUUUAGCGAGAAGAAUCCUUGGUGGUCGGCGAUCAUUGCGGUAUUCCCAGCACUGCUGGGCACCAUACUCAUCUUUAUGGAUCAACAAAUUACGGCCGUGAUUGUCAAUCGCAAGGAGAACAAGUUGAAGAAGGGCUGCGGCUAUCACUUGGAUCUGUUUGUGCUCUCCGGACUGAUUGCAAUCUGCAGCGUAAUGGGUUUGCCCUGGUUCGUGGCGGCCACUGUGCUAAGCAUCAAUCAUGUCAACUCGCUGAAACUGGAAUCGGAGUGCAGUGCCCCUGGCGAGAAGCCGCAGUUCUUGGGAGUGCGCGAGCAGCGCGUGACUCACAUCAUGAUCUUCCUGACCAUCGGCGGUUCGGUGCUGUUGACACCGCUGCUCGGACACAUACCAAUGCCGGUGCUCUUUGGCGUCUUCUUGUACAUGGGCGUGGCCUCGCUCAAGGGUCUGCAGUUCUUCGAUCGUAUUCUAAUCAUGUUCAUGCCGGCCAAAUAUCAGCCGGACUACAUGUUCCUGCGUCAGGUACCCAUCAAGCGUGUGCAUCUGUUUACCAUUAUACAGUUGGCCUGUCUGAUUAUCUUGUGGCUGAUUAAGAGCUUCUCCCAGACCUCGAUACUCUUCCCACUGAUGUUGGUGGUUAUGAUUGGCAUACGCAAGUCCUUGGACUUUGUGUUCACGCGACGUGAGUUGAAAAUACUUGAUGAUAUUAUGCCAGAGAUGACGAAACGUGCGGCCGCCGAUGAUCUGCAUCAACUGGACGCUGAGGACAAUCAUCAUCAGCAUCAACAGCCACCCGGCACAGGAAGUGCUGCCUACAAUGCCAAGAAUGCGAACGCGACAGCGGGUGCCACAACCAUACACAUACCGUUAUCUGGCAACAAAAUGGGCAGCACUGCUGCGGGACCGGUGCCCCCAGUGGAAGUAAAUCGUGCGACUGUCUGGAAACAGAUCAACAAGGACGGCACCUCCGAGCAGCUGAUCAUACCCGUGACCGUUAAAGUGCGUCAAAUCAAUGGCAAUCAUUCCUCGACAAACGCCGCCCUUUCGCCACGCCUAUCGCCCAUGCACGAGGCUGAUGAAUAUAACGAAACCCCAAACAAGACGCCAGCCCAAAUGCUCCCAGCGAAUCAACAGCAGCCGAGCAACUGCAAGGAUGCGGCUGCCAAGCUAGAAUGUGGCCCCAUUGUCGCCGCCCAAGUCCCGGCCAACGUAACGCCCGUCUAAGUGGUGCAUGGAGCACCACCGUAAUACCAAAAUACCAAAAUACCGAAAUACCAAAAUACCAAACUACCUAAGCUAAAUGGUGUUAGAGAGAACACAAAAUGCGUAGAUCAAAUGCACAACGUUCUUUAGAUCGUAUCUGUAUGGGACUACAAGAGUGUCAAAGUGUGAAUGUCGAAUAUAUACAUACCAGUAUCAUAACUACUUAUAUAUAUACACAACAUUAAUCGUAGUGGUUUUUAUGACAAAGUUUGGUAAACAUUUUUAAGUGUGCCCGUAGCAUUUACCAUCCAACUAAAUAGUUGACGGUAAACUAAAAGAAAACAAAAUGAGAAAAAUAAGCAGAAAUUUCACAGCAUUCGUUUGUCGUAGAUUUUGGGCUCAGGUACCAGUUUUAGAAGUAUUAAUUGAAAAUAUUGUAUGGCUCAAAAGCUAUUACGUAGUAUAUGCAUUCCAAAGAAACUAUAUAUAUAUACACUUUUUUAAAAGAAUUUUACAAUACACGAACCAGUGUCAAUUCAACAUGAACUCUCCGCAGAUCAACAAGCUAUUACGAUCUACUAAAUAUGAUCCUCUUAUGUGUUUGCUUUUAAUCUGGCGAUUUUGAUUAAUAUGGGUUGGUUAAGCUGUGAUCUUAUUGUAGGGUGCGGGGUAUGGGGGAAGGAAUUAGUGAAAAGCCGUCUUAGAAACAUUUAGCCAGAACAUACAUAAUAAUAUACUUAAAAUAAACUAAAAGCAAAUGUAAACAAAUGUAUUAUAAUUUAUGCAGUAUACUAAGUUAUGAUUGAAACUCAAACACACACACACACACACAUCUAAAUAUA